AUGGGCUCUGAAUUCCCUCCCCUGCCCCAGGCCCAGAGCCUUGGGGUUCAGGUCACAGGUGUAGCGCUCCAGAGUGAGGCAGAGAGUCUGUUCACCUCACUUCUGGGUGGUUCUUCUGCUGCUGGGGCGACCGUGACCAAUUAUGCGAGCACGGUCGUGGAGGACGGAGACCUGGUCAUUGAAUACAUCAACGAUCACGGUGGCCCGCCCUCGAAGACCACCAUUCAUCGGUGGCAGGUGAAUAGUAAGGACCUAAUACAAUCCAGUCCUUACUUCCGAGCAUUGCUUGAUCCAAGCAAGUUCGCAGAAGGCAGACAAUUCCACAACCAACAGAAGGCCUUUGAAUCAUUUUCCGCCUCAUCCUCGCCUGACGCGAUGGCCACUGACGACGAAGCUGAGGUCCCAGUCGUUCAAAUCCCCACGGAUGAGACCACUCGAUUCGUUGGCGUGGAUGUUUUGGAGAUGUUCUUCCGCAUCCUCUGUAUGGAUUCGCUUACAAGCGAAGACCGUCAUUCCUUCCAGAAUGAACUACGAUUAUUGUCUCCCGCGCCGAUCGCUAAGCUCAUUGAAAUCGCCGAUCGGUUUAACUCGCCCGAGGUGGUACGGAAAGCACUUCACAACAUCAACUAUCGCUUUGGCAACAAGCGCCCCGCCUUCUUCGCUCAGUUUCGGGCGUGGGAUUGGAAGACAGUGGCUGAGGAUCGCAUACGGCAAUAUAUCUAUAUUUCCCUGUUUCUCACGCUGUGCAACUGCAUCCAGGUCAGCUCGCAUGCCUUGGUAGUUAAAGGCUCUCAGUCCUGGGUCGACGGUGGUCCAGAACAGCCCGCCCCAACUUGUGGGCGAUGGCGCUAUCUUCCUGAUGGUGUUGAAGAGGAGUUGUAUUACCGCCGUCAAUGUGUCAUGAACACAAUCACUGAUUUGCAAGCGCACUUCCUUCGCCUCUAUAGAGCCCUCGAAGACCCUAGUCCUCCUAAGCACCUGUAUACAACUGCACCACUCAUGACUACAUCUACACAUCCCAUUCAAUGCCGUGGAGGCCUAAGCAACUCCCGAGAAUGCGAUAUUUUCCAGCUUGGCCAAAUGAUACGCUUCUUCUCUAUGCGGUCUAAGACCAUGUUUUUAGGGUCUACUCUCCUCGACCCAGAGUUCGACAUUGAGAACCACCAAGAUGGGCAGACAAAUACCACACCACCGUCAGAUAUCACCAGAAUCAUCGCUUCUCUCAAGCAAUACCCAGAUUACCAGAUCGACACCAACCACUCCGGCUGCGGCAUCCGACGUCGCUUCCUCCCAGCCCUCGAAUGUAUCGAGAAGUACAUACUGGAUGGCCGUGGUCUGCUAGGCAUCAACCUGUCUCCCAUAUCCCAGCAUCAAAUGUCAAAAGAAGUGUCAUGGUCAUAUUCAGCUUCUACUUGGACUCACGAAGCCAAGAUUUCCCAACAGGGACUUGUUGGUGUCCGGCACUUGUUUUUCAGCAAUACCAUACCCGCAGCGCCACCUGAGCACAUAUGCGAGGAUGCCGGACGCAUGGUUUUCUCAGCCAAGAAACGAAUUUGGGAGGCCUGA
Molecule: messenger RNA, 1566 nt
Organism: Penicillium lagena
Lineage: Eukaryota; Fungi; Ascomycota; Eurotiomycetes; Eurotiales; Aspergillaceae
Exons: 2
Coding region: 1-1566 (521 amino acids)
Source: RefSeq, a predicted model, not a curated record